CGCGCGCGGUGUUAGGGAGCGGUUGGCCAACAUGGCGGCGUCGGAGGAGGACGGGGGCUUCGGGGACGGGGAGCGGCUGGAUUUCCUGAAGGAGCGGCACGUGCGGUUCUUCCAGCGCUGCCUGCAGAUCCUGCCCGAGCGCUAUUCGUCCCUGGAGACCAGCAGGUUGACGAUUGCUUUUUUUGCACUCUCUGGUCUGGAUAUGUUGGAUUCCUUAGAUGUGGUGAACAAAGAGGAUAUAAUAGAAUGGAUUUAUUCCCUGCAGGUCCUUCCCACAGAAGACAGAUCAAACAUGCAUCGCUGUGGAUUCCGUGGUUCUUCGUAUCUGGGAAUGCCAUUCAAUCCGUCCAAGGGUCCCGGCAUUGCUCAUCCCUAUGAUAGCGGGCACAUAGCAAUGACUUACACUGGCCUUUCCUGCUUAGUUAUUCUUGGCGAUGACUUGAGCCGAGUAAAUAAAGAAGCCUGCUUGGCAGGACUAAGAGCUCUCCAGCUGGACGAUGGGAGUUUUUGUGCAGUCCUGGAAGGAAGUGAAAAUGACAUGAGAUUUGUGUACUGUGCUGCUUGUAUAUGCUACAUGCUUAACAACUGGUCAGGGAUGGAUACGAAGAAAGCCAUUGACUAUAUCAGGAGGAGCAUGUCUUAUGAUAAUGGACUUGCCCAAGGAGCUGGACUUGAAUCUCAUGGUGGCUCUACUUUUUGUGGUAUUGCGUCCCUAUGCCUAAUGGGUAAACUUGAAGAAGUAUUCUCUGAGAAACAGCUGGACAGGAUAAGGAGAUGGUGCAUUAUGCGGCAACAAAAUGGAUAUCAUGGCCGACCUAACAAGCCUGUGGAUACCUGCUACUCAUUUUGGGUUGGAGCAACUCUUAAGCUUCUGAAAAUAUUUCAGUAUACAAACUAUGAAAAGAACAGGAAUUACAUUUUAUCAACCCAAGAUCGCCUUGUUGGUGGAUUUGCUAAAUGGCCGGAUAGUCAUCCAGAUGCUCUGCAUGCCUACUUUGGGGUCUGUGGCCUGUCGCUAAUGGAGGAGUCUGGCAUUCGCAAGGUUCACCCCGCCCUGAAUGUAAGCACACGAACCUCGGAGCGCCUUCUGCACCUUCAUCGGAUCUGGGCAACCAAGGACUCUAAACAGUGUUCAGAUACUGUGCACGAUGCCACAUGACUGAUUUCAGACUCCAGUUGAGCUUGGUAGCAUAAUUGUAGCCCAAGGUUAAAAGCCAUGUAUAACCAAUGUGCUCUUUUUAAGUGCUGGAAUCAUACAAUCAAGUUCAUGUCACUGGCAUCAUUCAGACAGCAAAUGGCCUUCAGCCAGUUUUCUGGAUUGGAAUUCUAAAAAAUUGCUUGCCCCUACAGAUGCUGUCUCUGUUUCAACGAAUCUCUUCAAAGCAACGUUGUUCUAUUAUGUUACUUUAAACUGUGCAAUGGCAAAGUGUAAUGAUAAUAAAAAGGAUAUUAAAAAUGUAUUUAAGUAUUUUCAUACUUAAUCCCUUGAAUUUACUGAAAUUUAUUUGAUACAUCCUUCAUAUAAAAUCUUAUAAAUCAAGUGUUGAUUACUAAAAAAAAAGGUGUCAUUUUAAGGUAGAUGACAAUUCUAUAACCUUUGUAAAAAAAAAGAAAUAAAAUAAAAUAAAAAAUAUUUUAUUCAUUAUAAUGGACCCAAUAUGUUUGCAUUAUUUUUAGGCACCUUGGUUGCUGCUAGUUGGAAUAUUUUGAGAUAACACUUGGAGUAUCACACUUUUAACUGAACUUUAAUGCUAUUUUAAGAUGUAUCAUGCUAACUGAAGAGAAAUAACUAAAAGAAAAAAGUAUUGCAGUUGAUGUGAUUUGCUGCAGAAAAUUGAACCAAGUAGUGCAGUAUUUCCUGCAUUCUGUGAUCUUAUUUAUCCCACACAAUCUAAUACCGGUGCACUUCACUGAAAUGAGUGUAGACAGCAGUUUUAACUGCCCUUUGUUUUUGUCACUUCAUUUUGGGACUUUUUCUGCUGCUUCCUGUAUUAUUAGGGGAGUUGUCCCACUGUUUCUGUGCGCACAUUCAAUAACCUCAUUUUAUUUGCCCUUUUUUAAAGCAAAGGAGCUAUAUUUCAUUUCCUCGUUUUGCAAAUUGCAUCACAUUUAUUUGGUGUUCUCUAAGCCUUCUUGGAGCUACCGUAAUUCCUGCGUUCAUAAACCAUGGUAUACGGAGUCGGGAACAAGGGUUGGGGCCAAGCACACUUUUCCCACCCCUUCAUUUCUCCGUUAUUUUUGGAGUUUCUUAACUGACAUUAAGCCAGCAUUCCCUGAUUUGAACUAACAGAACUGUUACAAACUAGAUUAGAAUCUUUGUGCUCAAGCCAUUGUGGAACGGGAAUGGGUGAAGCAUGCUGUUGUGGUGUUCAGAAGGGCUUUUUAAAAAGCAGACAAGCAAAAAAGCUUGGUCUCCCCAUGCUAAACUAAAACUCGAGUGUUUCUUUUGAAAGUGUCUUCAGUAGAAGUACAAUUGUUGGGUACAAAGGUGGUUCAGAUUCUGUUAAUAUAAUACUAUGCAAGUCUGAGUUCUGAUAAGCUGCAAUUUAGACAACAACCUACCUUAAGUCUUCCAAAGGGGGACCAGGGAUAAACUUGACCUUUUAUUUGCUUGUGUCUCAUUAUACUCUCAAGCUGAUGAAUCUGCGAAAUGUGGAUUCUGGGAUUUGUUACUUCUUACCGGUAGGUAUCUGUGAAAAGACCAUUUGAAGUUUGAAACAUGGAAAUCAGAAACAUUAAAGUUAAACCAAUACAGUAAUUUUAAUUUUUGAAUUGCGAAAAGCAAACAGGUCUUUUAAAGCAGAGUUUGGAUGGCCACCUGUCAGGGAUUCUUUAACUGAGAUUCCUGCAUUGCAAGGGGCUGGACUAGAUGACCCUUGGGGGUCCCUACUGUACAAUUUUAUGAUUCUAACAGAUGAGAUGACUCUUAACUAAAUAAGCAUAUUUAAACAAGAAAUAAUGCAGUGGUACUUUGCACUAGAAUUGUACUUUUUAAAAAUUAUUGCUGUUCUAAAUAUAUAUUCCUCUCAAGUGUCAGAGCUCAUUUAAGGCAACUAAUAAUUUGUAAGGCUCUGCUAGCACUACUUCUGCUGUACAAACUUGAAAGGUGUGGAUGUCAUUAUUAAAUUUAGCAGAAUGCAGCUAAGCAAAUCAUAAGCACUGAAAGUUUAACAAAUGUUAACUUGAUUCCUGGUCUCUAUGUAAUCCUCCUGCAGUUUAGCUACAACCAACCAAAGUAUAUUGCCUUUGGUGCAGCCCAUCUUAAUAGGCCCUAAAAUAAACACAGCUACUAAGAAGAAAGGAUUUAGUAGGAGGCAGAUUUUAGAUAUGGCCUGGAGCAUUUAUUGUUGUAUCUGUGAGAUUAUAUCACUGUGUAGUUCACAGUGCCCUAAAAUACAACACACGCAUUCUUUCUAAUGUUAAAUAUAAAAUUGGAACUUCCGUUCCACCCCCGUUACCAGUUAAUUAUUGUUAUCUUAUUUGUGUGUAUGCAGGGGCUUUUUUUCAGCCGGAACUCACCAGAACUCGGCUCUGGCACCUCUCCAGUGAGCGCCAUUGCCAUUAUAAGAGAACAAGGCAGGCAUACAUGGUGAGUUCUGGCACCUCUUUUUCUAGAAAAAAUAGCAAUGUGUAUGUAACAUGAAAGGGACCCAGGUGGCGCUGUGGGUUAAACCACAGAGCCUAGGCUACGGCUUGCUGAUCAGA
Molecule: messenger RNA, 3705 nt
Organism: Zootoca vivipara (common lizard)
Lineage: Eukaryota; Metazoa; Chordata; Lepidosauria; Squamata; Lacertidae
Gene: PGGT1B
Product: protein geranylgeranyltransferase type I subunit beta
Biological process (GO): protein geranylgeranylation
Cellular component (GO): CAAX-protein geranylgeranyltransferase complex
Molecular function (GO): CAAX-protein geranylgeranyltransferase activity
Source: RefSeq, a predicted model, not a curated record